This is a messenger RNA of Mesocestoides corti, 1356 nucleotides long. The record is from the annotation of a GenBank genome assembly. NCBI's taxonomy places the organism in Eukaryota, Metazoa, Platyhelminthes, Cestoda, Cyclophyllidea, Mesocestoididae.
AUGGGUGUGUUAUCUGGACCCAUCAGGCGGGUGGCCUGUGCCGUUUCUGGUGGGGUUGACAGCGCCGUAUCAGCAUACUUUUUAAAGCGAAGAGGGUUUGAUGUGGUGGGUGUUUUUAUGACAAACUGGGAUCAACAGGAUGAGUCAAUCAAUUGUUCCACAGAUGUUGAUCGGGAAGAUGCCAGGUUUAUAUGCCGAACGCUUGGCAUCAAAUUUGCUGAAGUAAACUUUGUUAAAGACUAUUGGAACGAUGUAUUUGUGCCCACUGUAGAGUCAUACUCCAAAGGAAAGACCCCAAACCCUGAUAUAUUGUGUAAUCGAUAUGUGAAGUUUCCGAAGCUAGCUGAAAUUACGCUAAAAUCUUCAAAACUGUGUCACCCUUCUAUAUGUGCGGAUGCUUUCGCAACUGGACAUUAUGCUCGGAAUUCAUACGGUAAUUUCCUUGAAAAACGCAGCACAGCUAUCUCACCUCCACAACUUUUGCGGUCGGCAGAUCCUGUGAAGGAUCAAACAUUUUGGCUAUGUAACGUAAGGAUUCUUCUCCUAAGUUCAACCCAACUAGCUUCAAAAAGCCGCUAUAAUAGAACCCGCCCUUGGGUCAGCGUAGCCUUUUAUUUAAUUAUUCUAUUUUCUGUUAAUAAGAUAUCGUGGAAGCACUUGCAGCACUGCAUGUUUCCUAUAGGCGAUUUGACGAAGCCAGAAGUUAAGAAGAUUGCCACCUCAAUCGGUCUAGAACGGAUCGCCAAAAGAAGAGAGAGUAUGGGUAUAUGCUUCAUUGGAAAACGGAACUUUGGUGAUUUCAUCGACAAGUAUGUAGAGCCCAAAAAAGGUCAGCUCGUGGAGCUUGGGACUGGGAAAAUUCUUGGUGAACAUGCAGGUGUGCAUCAUUUUACACUGGGUCAGAGGGUACCCGGUGUGACCUGCGGACAGGAACCCUUCUACGUUGCUAAACUUGUCCCAGAAACCCAAAAUGUGUUUAUAGUCCAAGGAGCACAUCAUCCUUCACUCUUUACGCGCAAAUGCUGGACUGAUCCUGCCUUUUGGAUAGCGGGAGUGGAUCCGCCUCUGCCCUCCGACGAAUAUGAAUUUCAAUGGCAAAAUAAAUGGCGACCAGUAGCUUGUAAGAUACGAAAACCUGAGACUCCGCUGUCAACUCCGCAAACAGGAUUGUCAAUCCAAUUUCAUAAACCCUUGCGCUGUAUUGCCCCUGGCCAAUACGCAGCACUUUAUAAGAAAGACGUGUGUCUGGGUGGAGCCAUGAUAAGGGCAUCUCAAAGUCUAUUUGAGGAAGGUCAAACCGAGCCUUACGUUAAUUGGCGUCUAUCGGAUUUUGAGCUUCAUUACUCGUCUGUAUAG